This is a messenger RNA of Dicrocoelium dendriticum, 594 nucleotides long. The record is from the annotation of a GenBank genome assembly. Lineage: Eukaryota; Metazoa; Platyhelminthes; Trematoda; Plagiorchiida; Dicrocoeliidae.
GCUGAAUCCUAUGUGUCUAAGAUUUUGAGGCAGUGGUUACAGGAUGAUGCUCGACACACUGGUGAAUCUCCCUCAAUUGAUUGGUUACCCUUACCUCCACCCGUACCUCGUCCGGUUCGCAAAUUCACGCCAGCUGUAGCGUCUGGUCUCUUGGGGUUAAUUCGCUGUCCAACCUUCGUUCGUCUACUGCGCGCUUUGCUGGACGUUGCUCUGGAUCAUGGAACAAGCGCGAUUUGGUGGUCUGAUACUCUUCUCGACUUGGUGCUUCAUCUCAUUCAGGUCGCAUUGUACGAGGAUGAAUUGGAGCACAGUGUGUCAGGUUCGCUCCCUUUUCUGGACACUGUUGCCCAAGUGCCCUUACAGCGUGAAUCUAAGCAGGACUUGGAGAAUUUGGCUCGUCGACAGAAUUGGCUGGAGCCUCCACCGACAGCUGAGCAUCCUUUGGAGUAUGCAUCCCAGGUUCCCCUGUAUCUAAACUUCAACGGUGCCUGUACGAUUUCGUGUCUUCUAUCCACUGUCAUUCUGAGUCGCGCCGGUUACAACUUUAACGAUAUUAGUAUCGUGUUCUACACAAUUUUACCUCUGGUCCUCUGA